CACACACACACACACACACACACACACACACACACACACACACACACACACACACACACACACACACACACAGCCAGAGAGACAAGAGGCAAGUCGCAACUUCAGAGCAGUUUACCUGUGGCGGUCCACACGCGAGCUGAUCUGUGGAUACCUGACCCUGAAACAGAAGACACAAAGUAUAUUUGCCAUCUGCGAGGACGGGAAAGACAAUUCGGGGAAACCUGUCAUUAUAUCGCAGCGAAGGCUGACGCCAGUUGACUUUAAAGUAAAUACGAUUUAUCAAAAGGAACUAGAUUACCGGGAUCACGGUCACUUCAGAUUGCGCUCGUUCGAGCAGACGUCCCGUUUCCCACAGCCUCACGGGCUCCAUGAAGGAUGCGCGUGCGCUCGGGCACACGCGCUUGAUGAGGCGGCCGGUGCUAUCAUGCGUGUGUUGGCCGAGGCCAGCGUUCAGUGCCUGCGGCUCGCCUUCCUGCUGAUGGUGGCGGCCGGCGCGGCGCCCUCUCCGGCUCUGAGCGCCGGCUGCCCCGAACGCUGCGUGUGUGACGAGCAGCUGGUGGUACAGUGCGCCGGGCAGCGGCUGAGCGUCUUCCCCGUGGACCUACCGCUUGCCACGCGCCAGCUGAUCCUGAGCGACAACCGCAUUGGCGAGCUGCCGCCUCUGCAACUUAACUAUCUGUCCGACCUGGUGUACCUGGACUGCAGCAACAACUCUCUGACCGAGAUCUCAGAGUCGACCUUCGGCAACCUCCGUAAGCUCGCCUACUUGGAUCUGUCGUUCAACGCGCUAGCGCGCAUCGAGGACCGCACGUUCGGCGCACUCGUCAGCCUUGUCAUGUUGCGCCUCACAGACAACCCGGGCCUGUCCGAGAUCCAUGCGGACGCAUUCGCCGAAAAUACCGCGCUGCAGGUUCUCGACGUGAGCCGGAACAACUUGACGACGCUCAACGUGAGCACUCUGGUGGCGCUUCCAGCUUUACGCGCUCUCGGCCUCAGCGGAAACCCUUGGCGCUGCGACUGUGACACUGAGGACCUCUGCCUGUGGGUGCACAUCGAGGGCUUCAAGUUUCAAGAUGAAGGUCAAACGGUGUGCCAGAGUCCAGCGGAGCUGCGUGGCCGUCGCCUGGCUGAGGUGGGCAUGCAGCUGCGCUCUGAAUGCCAUCAGGGUCUGGGCUACUGGGACUACCUGUUCUUCAUUGCCAUUGGCUUCGUCAUCUUCUCAGCAGGCACCGUUUCAGCCUGGGUGAUGGGUGUGCUCAUGGUGCUCUAUGAGCGCUACAGCAAAAGGAAGAGUGAGGAGGUGGACAGCUUAGAUGAUGAGAACGUGCCUAUCCGCAACGCUGGGAGUAGCCAUGGCAACGGGGACCUGAGCAAGCCCAGCAUGCAGGUGUGAUCAGGGGGUUGGAUGAGGAUGACGAUGAUCACCGCUACCCCCUUAACACAUAACAGGAGGACAAAAAGUGGAGCAGUGGAAAGGAUACUGGCCACUAAUUACCAAGAUGGAGUAUGGCAUUUUUAAUGACAAAGGUGACUUGAAUGCACUCUGUGAAUGUGUCAGAGUAGAUGUUCCGUUAAAAGGAAGGAAAAAGAGAAAAAUCCACAUAGAGUGCAUUUAUUUCCCCCCAGAUUAUCAUUUUGGGUUCCAAGUAGUUUUAAAGCUUCGGAGUAAAGUCUUUGGAUCUGUGGGCUUAUAUCUAGUAAUAACAGACUUAAACCUGGACACUGUGUGCAUGUGUGCAUAUAAAUAUGAUGACAGAACAGGAGAUUGAACAGGUCCCAGCCUAGCUGAACAGAAUAAACUCAGGCAGAGUGAAACAGAGAAUGAGACCUAGUCCCCACUUACACUGGUUUUGGUUGCUGUUUUUUUUCUGGCCUCACAAGCAUUUUCAGCCCAUUUCCAAAAAAGCUUAUCAUUUCAAAAAUGAAAAAUGAAAACAUGAUGGGCUUGCACACAUGAUGGGUUUCUGGCCAAUGACCUUUACAUCAUUUCCAACAUUUUCAUUUGUUUUGACAUGUAUGCCUCAGCAUCGCUUGUAUAUGAUCAGUCGAACAUGAAAUACAAUUACCUAAUACAAAAAAAACAAAACAAAAAAAAAACAGCAUCUUCUCCAGUCUGGUCCACCAGAAUUGUGGACAUCAUGUGGUAAUCACACAUCAGUUCACUCUCAGUGGUUAAAAAUGUUGUUUUCAGAAAAGGUAAAUUUUGAAAUUUAUCAGUGUUAGUGAAGACUAGGCCUGAGAAAGAGGGGCACGGCAUAUACAGGUCGCUGAUCUCUGACAUCUGGGCUGAGUUAAUGACGUGUUAAUAAUGCUCUUAUACAUUCUCUCUCUCCUACACAUUUGCUUGCUUAGAGAGUGAUUUAAUGAGAUGGGAUGGAGUGAAUCACAGGGCAGGCUGACUGUCCCUCUGUCAGGUCAGUGAGUUAAGGGAGGGAAUGAGGGCUGAUAUGAAUGACUCAUCUAGAAAGGAAGAGGUAAAAAAUGAGUAGUGCGUGCAAUAGAUAAUCUGUAAAGCUAAUUUGCCAGAGAAGGGGGGGGGUUGGGUUGGUGGUUGGGGUUGAUCAUUCAGCUGAUUGUUUGAUCAGCCAAAACACAAUAAGCCAGUAAGUUUGUAUGCACUAUACCCCUAAGCCUUACACACAGUAAAACCAGUGCAGCCUGAACAUACCGCAUAUCACAUACGGCAUAGGUGACCCUGAUGGCAAUAUUGUGUGUGUGUGUGUGUGUGUGUGUGUGUGUGUGUGUGUGUGUGUGUGUGUGUGUGUGUGUGUGUGUGUGUGUGUGUGUGUGUGUGUGUGUGAUUUAUGAAAUUAUGAAAUAAUUAUGAAACCAUUGUCUGCAUGCUGUGGCUUUGGCAAGACUCAGCCUUAAGCUAUGUUCACACUGGUUAUUUUGCAGUCAAGUGCAGAAGUUUGUAUACACUUAGGACAAAUUAAACAAGAAAAAAAAAUAAGCUUCAUGUAAGUACAUGUAAGAAUGUUCCCAGUGGCACAGCAGUGCAGUGGGCAGCUCCCAGUUUGAUCCUGAGCUCAUGUUACAGUCUGUGUGGAGUUCCUCAUUCCAGGAGGAUCUACUGCUGCAUAAGACUCAAGGUCAUAACACGUAACACGUAAAACCAAAGAAAAACGGCCCAUCAACUCGAGAACACUCUCUCCAAGGACAGUCUCCUCAAUCCUGAGUUCAGCAAAUGAUGUUGAAACAUGAUGAAAUAUGGCUGCUUACAGUGUGAAAUGUAAAAAUAGAGCAGAAUAUUUGCUUUAGAUCAACAUCCAGACGGAUCCUCACUGAUUGUCCAGUUCUGUCUUUUGAGGAGGAAAAUAUACAGAACUCAUCACAGUUAGUUGGUUAACUCAGGGAGAGAGAGAGAGAGAGAGAGAGAGAGAGAGAGAGAGAGAGAGAGAGAGAGAGAGAGAGAGAGAGAGAUUUUUAAGAGAGAGGUUUUUGAACCACUUUGCAACUCGAAUGCAGUUAAUGACGCAUUCUGAUUUUCCAUUUUUGAGGUAAUAUUUCUAUUUUGCU
Molecule: messenger RNA, 3519 nt
Organism: Tachysurus fulvidraco (yellow catfish)
Lineage: Eukaryota; Metazoa; Chordata; Actinopteri; Siluriformes; Bagridae
Product: leucine-rich repeat-containing protein 52
Exons: 3
Coding region: 425-1393 (322 amino acids)
Cellular component (GO): voltage-gated potassium channel complex
Molecular function (GO): potassium channel activator activity; voltage-gated potassium channel activity; transmembrane transporter binding
Source: RefSeq, a predicted model, not a curated record